AUGCGAGUGAUUACUCUCUGUGUCUCAGCUCUACAAGUCCUAUUACUCUCUCAAGCCGCUCCAGUCACUCUCCCGAACACUUUACUCCCCGAUGGUUAUCCUAACCCAUCUCCCGCCCAAUUGAAAGCCAUCGAACAACAAGCCCUGGGUACUCUGUCCAAUCGUACACUCCCUGCCACUUUACACAACCAAGAAUCACUCAACAACUUCCGUAUAAUCAACUUUAACGAAUAUUUUGAAGCUGUAUUUUUCGCUCAAUUCUUACACAACGUCACCAACAAUGUGACGGGUUUCGAAGUACCUCAUACGAUCGAUAGGGAUAUCCUCAUCGCGGAAUUAUCGGCAGCUCAGGCGCAAGAGGAAUUACACACUAUCAACGCGAUUCAUGCUUUGCAACAUUAUGGAGCAAACCCUAUUCAACCUUGUAAAGUGUACAAAUUUCCCGUUAAUAAUUUCCAACAAGGUGUUCUGUUCGCCAUGACUUGGACUAGUCUUGUCAUGUCCACUCUUCAGGACAUCAUCCAAGAUUUUGCUGAAAAUGGCGAUGCUCCAUUCACAGCGACGAUCGCCUCCACCUUGGGACAAGAAGGUGCACAGGCUGGAUACUACAGACUGCUUCUAGGCCGAACUCCAAACUCUCUUCCAUUCCUCACUCGUUCCAUCCGUUCAUUCGCAUUCUCUAUCCUCAACCAAUUCAUAGACUUUUCCACUUGUCCCAACGUAAACGAAAUCACCAUCCCUCUUUUCAAACAUAUCACCGUACUCGAUACUCCAGGUCCCGUUGACAAUCCCGCCAUUCGUUUUGCAGUCAACACGGCCGACGUCGUCACUGGCAAAACCUACUAUGUAGUGUACAUAAACCAACAAAACUUACCAGUAGUGGUGCCCGCGGUUCACAAGUCGGAUCAAGGUGGUACUACAGUCUUCACGGGUGCGUGGCCAUACACGGAACAUCUGAUGAAUGGUCUCACCAUUACUAUCAUCAGUGACAACGCUGGUCCAUAUGCGGACGCGCAAGCUGCGGCGGAUGAAGCUAUCUUCGCUCCUGGGUUGAUCAUUGUCAAUUGAUCAGGCGCUUCAAUGGUGUGAACAUAAGUAGAGAAGGGAGAUGUGAUAUGGCGGUUAAGUAUAUAAGUAUGCGACUCUUUGGUGUAUAAACGAAAAGUAAGAGUAGACAUGCCGUUGACAUGCAGGUAACCUGGUAAAGUGG
Molecule: messenger RNA, 1210 nt
Organism: Tremella mesenterica DSM 1558
Lineage: Eukaryota; Fungi; Basidiomycota; Tremellomycetes; Tremellales; Tremellaceae
Exons: 3
Coding region: 1-1068 (355 amino acids)
Source: RefSeq, a predicted model, not a curated record